Molecule: messenger RNA, 2727 nt
Organism: Phragmites australis (common reed)
Lineage: Eukaryota; Viridiplantae; Streptophyta; Magnoliopsida; Poales; Poaceae
Product: transmembrane 9 superfamily member 12-like
Exons: 4
Coding region: 278-2239 (653 amino acids)
Biological process (GO): protein localization to membrane
Cellular component (GO): membrane
Source: RefSeq, a predicted model, not a curated record
CGCGUGUGUGAUUCGGACUGAGGAGUUGGGUUGCUUUGCUGCUCGGUGCUCGCCGCUCACGCCAACGAGCACCUCCUUGUCGGCUCCACCGCCGGCCUCUCAGGUGCCGUGCCAGAUAAUAGAAGUACAACUUUCGGACUCUGCACCAACAAGAUGUUAAGACAUCCAGUAAGCACACAACUAUUUUUUGAAAAUAGACACUCAAAUUCGUGUCCAAGAGGACUCGAACAUAGAUGAUCUAGAGGUUGUAGGCAAAGUUUGUCUUUAACUUCUAAUCAUGGCAAAAGGCUGCGUAUUCUCUGCUUUGUUAGUGGCGUUUCUUGUUUUUGCUCCCGCUUGCGAGGCAUUCUACUUGCCAGGUAGUUACAUGCACACGUAUCGGCAAGGCGAGGAUAUAUGGGCGAAGGUGAACUCGCUCACUUCCAUUGAGACAGAACUGCCCUUCAGCUACUACAGCCUCCCAUACUGUCAUCCUAAAGAUGGGAUUAAGAAGAGUGCCGAAAACCUGGGGGAGCUCCUGAUUGGUGAUCAAAUUGAUAAUUCCCCUUACCGUUUCCGUUUAAAUGUCAAUGAAUCACUCUAUUUGUGUACCACAAACCCACUUGAUGAGGGCGAUGUGAAGCUCCUCAAGCAGCGAAGCCGCGACCUCUACCAGGUGAACAUGAUUCUUGACAAUCUUCCUGCGAGGAGGUUUACUGAGCAGAAUGGAUUGACCAUUCAGUGGACGGGCUAUCCAGUUGGUUACACACCAGAAGGCACCACUGAUUUCUACAUCAUCAAUCACCUGAAAUUUAAGGUUUUGAUCCAUAAGUAUGAAGGAGGUAAAGUAAAGGUAGUUGGGACCGGGGAAGGAAUGGAAGUGAUCUCAGAGACUGACAAUGAUGCUAAGUCUGGCUAUGAGAUUGUGGGAUUUGAGGUCGUCCCAUGCAGUGUGAAGCGUGAUCCUGAAGCCAUGUUGAAGCUUACAAUGUAUGAUAAAGUCGAUCCUGUGAACUGCCCUGUGGAGUUGGAGAAAUCUCAAUUGAUCAGGGAGAAGGAGCAGAUUACUUUUACAUAUGAAGUUGAAUUUGUAAACAGUGACAUCAGAUGGCCAUCACGGUGGGAUGCAUACCUGAAGAUGGAGGGUGCAAAAAUUCACUGGUUCUCAAUUAUGAACUCUUUGAUGGUAAUUCUGUUUUUGGCUGGCAUUGUAUUUGUCAUAUUUUUGCGGACAGUGAGGAGAGACUUGACUAGGUAUGAAGAGUUGGAUAAGGAGGCCCAAGAUCUGAUGAACGAGGAGCUCUCUGGGUGGAAGCUUGUUGUUGGAGAUGUCUUCAGGGAGCCAACCUCAUCAAAGUUGCUCUGCGUCAUGAUCGGUGAUGGGGUUCAGAUUCUGGGUAUGGCAAUUGUCACCAUUUUCUUUGCUGCGUUUGGCUUCAUGUCUCCUGCAUCUAGAGGAAUGCUGUUGACAGGGAUGAUAGUCCUUUAUAUGUUACUUGGAAUCGUGGCUGGAUAUGCUGCUGUCAGGCUCUGGAGGACUGUAAAAGGAACUUCUGAGGGAUGGAGGUCUGUCUCCUGGUCAACCGCUUGUUUCUUCCCAGGCAUCGUCUUCAUUGUCCUCACAGUAUUAAACUUCAUGUUGUGGGCAAGAAAUAGCACUGGAGCCCUUCCCAUCUCACUUUUCUUCAGUCUUCUGUCCUUUUGGUUCUGUGUCUCUGUGCCCCUUACCCUUUUAGGUGGUUUCUUUGGCACAAGGGCUGAGCCAAUAGAAUUCCCUGUUCGAACCAAUCAAAUACCAAGAGAAAUCCCUGCAAAGAAGUACUCAUGGCUCUUCAUAUUUGGUGCCGGAACUCUACCUUUCGGAACACUUUUCAUCGAGCUCUUCUUCAUUCUUUCAAGUAUUUGGCUAGGAAGGUUCUAUUAUGUGUUUGGCUUCCUCCUUGUUGUCCUCCUUUUGCUGGUUGUGGUCUGUGCUGAGGUAUCAGUUGUUCUUACCUACAUGCAUCUCUGUGCGGAGGACUGGAGGUGGUGGUGGAAAGCUUUCUUUGCCUCUGGAACAGUGUCCCUUUAUGUGUUCUUGUACUCUAUCAACUACUUAGUGUUUGAUCUCAGAAGCUUGAGUGGGCCGGUUUCUGCUAUGCUCUACAUUGGAUACUCUUUCAUCGUCUCUCUUGCCAUUUUGCUAGCUACUGGUACUGUUGGGUUCCUGACAUCGUUCUCUUUCGUACACUACCUUUUCUCAUCAGUCAAGAUUGAUUGAGGGCCUUAUCUUGCGAAUCUCCAAGGAUGACUGUACACAAAAUCACCUAUAAAACUUCAUUUUGAAGGAUGCUUUAUUUGGUGAUUUGUUAUGUUCAUGUCUUGACGAAAUGUGUCGACCUUUUCUUUUUCUCCUGGAGGGAAGUCUCAUUCUUUGCUGUUGCGUUGCUGCACAUAAUUCUUCCCUUGGCGUUGCCCUGUUUGUCUCAGCCUUGAACAACUACUAUCAUAACAAACAAGAUGUACCAGAAAUCUGAUGUUGGUUUUCAUUGCAACAAUCUACAAUUCUGCUUCAUGUGCAGUUCCCUGCAGCUUUAGAAUACAACAAAUGAACAUGGCAGAUCACCAGAUCUGCAUGUGCCUGCCUCUUGCUUUCUAUGCACAAUUCCUUUUGAUUUCUUGACAGAUGUGACCUGGCUGUUCAUGUGAAAGACUGGAAGGUACUCCUAGUUGUUUUGUUCUCUCUAAGAAAUGCGCCCCCUUUUCGUG